UGACCACCAGCGAUUACGCAUAACUCAAAUGAGUUUCGAAACAUUGUGGUCCAGAUAGCUAAAAGUGAGAGAUGUGGCUUGCUAAGAAUUAUAAAAAUCCAGUAAAGCUUUCAUCUUUGCUGAUUAUUGCGAAGAAUCAAGGAUAACCCGUUGCAAUUGAAUUUACGAGAGAUCACUAGCACAAAUGGAUGCUCCAGGUGCACAACAACAUUCUGGUGGCAACGAAAAUGAUAACCAAAACCAUCCCCAAGUAAAAAAAAAUUUAUCAGGCCUGAAACAUGCACUGCAUGGGACAUCGUAUCAAUUGAAGCUGGGUAUCGUUGUUACCCUGGCGAAUGCCAAGAAGUCAAAGUGCCCAGCUAAUAACUUCACCUUCACGGUUACGGCCGAGGGACGAGACGAAUCGAAAACGCAAAAUCGAAAGGAAAAUUUUACACUCGAUAAGUUCGAUGACAUCAUAUAUGAUUUCACACAUGGUUCAAUUACCGGAAAUCUGAAGAUUCAAGCGAAACACAAACAGGAAUCGUCCAACCUCAAGAUUACACUGAAUGACCUCAUCGCGGUAUACAAAAAUGAUUUUUGUAUCGAACAAUACUACAAAUCAUUCUGUGAUCAACCACAAGCGAAGACCAAAAAUGACGUGAAAGGAUUCAUCAUUUGCACCAACGCAGAUUUAGAUGACGACGCAAAAGUAUUGUGGAAACCAGUAGAUGCUGCUGUCCUGGGUAAUUCAACGACAUCAUUGGAUCCUUACAUUUCAUCGUUAUUCAAUGAGACCAGAGGUAAAUGCUAUCAACUCAAAACUCAUUAUAAACAUGCUGCGUUUGCCCGGUUGUUGAUCAAUGCCAUGAAAUCAGAUAAGCAGCAUGUAUUCAUAUCCUGGAAAACACCCCUUUUCAAAGAGUAUCGUAAAUUCAUCAUGAAAAUAAUCGUUAAAAAAGACAAUGGUGUUUGGAAGUUUAAAGAUAGUUUUUUUUAUUCAUCCAACAACAUCUCAGAUCCAGGAUAUACCACAUUUAGAAAUGAGUUUGAAGAUCAAUACCGAUCAAUCAAUAUCAAAAAAAUUCCAACCGGUUAUAGUGUAUGGAAGUAUUUAGAAAAAAACAAUGAGAUACAUGUUUCGGAAGACUGUCUGUUCGACCAAAAUAGUGAAAAAAGCACUAUGUUAGCCUGGUUGUUGGUCAAAGCCAUCACAUCGAAGGAGGAAAAGGUAUCUUGGCAAAACCCUCUUUUCAAAGAGUAUCGUGCGGCCAUCGUGGAUGUAAUCGAUAAGAAUAACUAUACAACAGAGGAUGAUUAUCUUUUAUGCAAGUUCAAUGACAAGUUUCUAGAUGGUACAUCCAACGAUUCAAUUUUAAACUAUAACACAUUUAGAAUGGAUUUUGAAGAUCAAUACCGAAAAGCAUUUAAUUUUGAUGGAACUGUUUGGGAGGAUUUGAAAAACAGAAAUCAGAUAUAUGUUGCCGAAAGCUUUCUGAACGAUAAAAAGAAGCAAAACAUUACAUCAUCAACCAAAAUAGUAGAAUUUCCAAAAAAUAUUACAGAAUUCGUUGAUGAUAAAAUGGAUGAAUCCUUGAAUGAAAUCUUUUGCGAUCGAUUUCGUUUGGUGUGUGGCACCUAUAACCAGGAAGAGCUAGAAAUCGCAAUAGCAAAAAAAUGGAAAAUGUUGCAUGCUGGUGAUGGUCACAUGAUUACUGGAUGUCUUGAUGCGGAAUUGGCUUCCAAAUGGCUAUUCAAAACGAAUUUUGAUUGGUUGAUGAAUCCUUUCGCAAAGCCAUUGCAUUCAGAGGAUAUAAUAAAAGAUUUCGAUAAUAUUAAUGCCACACUAGCUCAUAUGAAGUUAGAACCUAUUUCUGAUAAACUCCGCAAGAAUGUUUGGGGCUCACCAUUUCGCAUUAGUGAAGAUAUUUUCAAAGAAUCUAAAUUGUAUAAGCAAGUUGAAACUGAAAGCCUUUUGCAAAUUGAGACAUUCGAUAUCCAAUUUGGAGUCACGCUACUAUCAGACAUAUUGGAAUCGCAGGGUCAUACUAUCAAACUGUUUCUCAAGUAUUCGGAUUUCAUCCACAAGUCGGACACUGUAGAAGCAGUGUUCCGUGGCAAGACCCACUAUUGUUUGGUCAUUAUCUGCCGCGAAUACGAAGCGUUUAAAAAGGUUCUGGGUAUCGUUCGGAAAUGGUUUUCCAUUCCAUAUCCUAAUCAUAAAGAAGAUAUCCCAAAGAAUCCUGCAAAACAUGUCUUUCUGAUCAGGAAAACAAGUGACAUCCCAUCCGAUCUUAGUUGCUUUCGCCUUAGUGACUUGAAAAAAGAAUCAAGGGAUCAAUUUUGUAAGAAGAGCAUUUCUUUAUGCGGAACGGUCAUUUCUCCGUGUAAAAUAUUCCAGAGUAGUUUCACAGACCUUCAAAUCGAAGAAAUUAUAAAACUGUUGGACUGGGGGAAACAGAUGAAUAAAAACAACCAAAUUUUGAAGAAUUUUGAGAAAAUCAAAGACAUUUACGUUCAUCGACGCAUGACUCUAUGCUCUUAUGGUAAAAAGAAUGGCGAAUAUCACUCGACUCGAACAGAUACUCCAAAGGUAACAGAUAUUCAAAAGGCCAAAAGUAAUCUAUCAGGGCUAAAGUAUGCGCUCUAUGCAUUAGCGUAUCGAUUAAAGCUUGGAAUAGUUGUUUCCCUGGCAAAUGCUAAAAAGUCUUUGGACCCAGCCAACGACUUCAGUUUCGAGGUCGCGGUAGAGGAUCCUUCAGCCGGAAAAUUCGAUGACAUCGUGUAUACUUUCAAGGAUGGUGGAAAGGCAGGAAUACUAAAGAUACAAGUCAAAUACAAGUUGGGAUCGCCUGCUCCCAAAAUUACGGUGAAGGAUUUCACUACCAAUAGCGAUACGAAGAAUCCGUUUGCUAUUCUGAAGUAUUUCACUUCAUUCUGUGAUCAACAACAAUCGACAACUGAUCUGGAAGGGUUUGUCAUUUGCACCAACGCAGAUAUCAACGACCAGGCAAAGAACAUCUGGAAAAUAGUAGAACCAGCUAUCACGAACGAUUCGGCGCCAUCUCUCGAUUCCUAUGUCUCAUCAUUAUUCGAUAGUAUUGGAGCUCAAUACUAUCAACUGAAAUACUAUAAACUAUGGGCUGCCGAUGGAACGUAUAGCAAUUUAUAUCAACUAUUACGAAAAUGUUCUAAGCGAGCUAGGCUAGCCAAGUUACUGAUCGAAGCUAUCAAAUCCAACAAGAAGAUAACAUCCGAAAUUGCCCUCUUUAAAGAGUAUCGUCAAGCUAUUUUGCAAACUCAUCCUACUACAACUCAAUGCCAGGAUAUGAAGCAUUUAGACAAGAGUUCGAAGAUCAAUACCGAGAAGAAUUCAAGAUUGAUGGAUGUGUAUGGGAUGACUUGA
This is a messenger RNA of Anopheles darlingi, 3385 nucleotides long. RefSeq lists its product as uncharacterized. The transcript has 3 exons. The record is from RefSeq and is a predicted model, not a curated record. Lineage: Eukaryota; Metazoa; Arthropoda; Insecta; Diptera; Culicidae. The coding region runs from base 185 to 3385 and encodes 1066 amino acids.